AUGAGUGUGGAAUCUGACGACGAUGAGGAAGAGACUGAGCAAACCAGCCGCCCGUACAUGACGCUGCUACAAAGCUUGCAAGAGUCCAGCGCCCCCAAUGCGAAGCGUCGCAAAUUAGAUCACGGCACAGAAGACGCAGAAGCUAGUGACUCAGACGAAGAGAGCGAGCACAGCGAUGAGGAAAAAAGUGCUCAGGAUGCCGACCUAGUAGAAGAAGAAGAAGAAGAGGAAGAGGAAGAGGUCCUACAAGCAGGCGAAGACGAAGAAGACUCAGAGGAUGAAGGUGAAUCCUUGGACCCCUUUGACGUGCACUUCGCGCAUCCAGACGAAACCAGCUCAGCCAAGGCUGUGAAUGCAGUCAAAAGCGAUGAGUGGAAGACAGAGAGAAGGAUUCUGGGGCCGCUCAGGGCUACUGUGCAGUCUGCCGGCUCUGAUAGCACAUUCUCAUUCCUCGACAUGAAAGAUAUCAAGUUGAAGCAGAAACUACAAGAAACCUGCGGCAAGACGCUUUCUGGACUUGACGAAGCACAAAAGCACAUUGCUUCUCUCCUUUUCAACUACCAAGAUGUAUUGUACUGCGACCGCAACGUCGACAAUGCUGAAACUUUGCGCCGGCUGGUGUGCAGCCAUGCGCUGAAUCACAUUUUCAAGACACGAGACCGGGUAAUCAAAAAUAACCACAAGCUUGCCAAAGACGCCGAAACAGAGCAAGAAUUCAGAGAUCAGGGCUUCACGCGCCCCAAGGUGCUAUUCCUUCUGCCAACGCGCAACUCGUGCGCAAACAUGGUACGCACGAUCCGAGAUCUCUGCAAGCCCGACCAGGAGGAGAACCGCAAGCGGUUCGACGAGUCGUACAUUACCAAGGACAACAUCUUUGGCGCCGACAGACCUGCCGAUUUUCGCGACCUCUUUGAGGGCAACGACGACGACAUGUUUCGCCUCGGCGUCAAGUUUACCCGCAAGACGAUCAAGUACUUUGCGCAGUUCUACAGCUCCGACAUUCUCUUUGCCAGUCCCCUCGGCCUGCGCAUGGCCAUGGGCUCCGAGGAGGACAAGAAGAAGCCUGACUCGGACUUUCUCAGCUCCAUCGAAGUCGUCGUCGUGGACCAGGCCGACGCGCUGCUGAUGCAGAACUGGGAGCACAUCGAGUACAUUUUCGAGCGCCUCAACCUACAGCCCAAGGACGCGCACGGGUGCGACAUUGGCCGCCUGCGGCCCUGGUACCUCGACGACUGGGCGCGCUACUUUCGGCAGACCGUUCUCCUCAGCGGCUUCCACGCGCCCGAGCUCGCGGAGCUGCAGCGCAGCGCGUGCCGCAACUGGGCCGGCAAGGCCCGGCUGCAGCCCGCGUACGACGGCGUGCUGGUGCAGCUGGGCGUCAAGGCGCGGCAGACGUUUUCACGGUUCCAGUCGCACGCGCUCGACGGCGAUCCGGACGCGCGCUUCGCGUACUUUGUGUCGGCCGUCGUGCCCGGCCUGGUCAAGCGCGCCAAGGACGCCGCCGCCCCCGGCGGCACGCUGCUCUUUGUGCCCUCGUACCUUGACUUUGUGCGCGUGCGCAACUACUUUGCCACGUCGGUGACCGUCGCCGCCGUCUCGUUUGGCGCCGUCUCCGAGUACACCGACGUGCCCGAGGCGUCGAGGGCGCGCUCGCACUUUGUGACGGGCCGCCACAAGGUCCUGCUGUACUCGGAGCGCGCGCACCACUUUCGCCGCUUCCAGAUCAAGGGAGUCCAGCGCGUCAUAUUUUACGGCUUGCCGGACAACCCCGUCUUUUACAAGGAAAUCGCGGGCGAGUACCUGAGCAAGAGCGAGCAGGACUUUACCAUUGAGCCCGGCAAGGGCGCCGUCCGGGUUCUCUUCUCCAAGUACGAUGCCAUGAAGCUGGAGCGAGUUGCGGGAUCGAAGAGAGUGGGAAAGAUGUUGCAGGAUCGGGGCGAUACCUUUGAUUUCAUCUAG
Cordyceps militaris CM01 is the source of this 1959-nucleotide messenger RNA. RefSeq names its product nucleolus protein required for cell viability, putative. The record is from RefSeq and is a predicted model, not a curated record. Gene Ontology annotation, molecular function: rRNA binding; U3 snoRNA binding. Gene Ontology annotation, biological process: maturation of SSU-rRNA from tricistronic rRNA transcript (SSU-rRNA, 5.8S rRNA, LSU-rRNA). The transcript has 2 exons. NCBI's taxonomy places the organism in Eukaryota, Fungi, Ascomycota, Sordariomycetes, Hypocreales, Cordycipitaceae. Gene Ontology annotation, cellular component: nucleolus; small-subunit processome. Bases 1 to 1959 code for a protein of 652 amino acids.